This is a messenger RNA of Moesziomyces antarcticus, 1404 nucleotides long. Its product is annotated as beta- -galactanase protein. Lineage: Eukaryota; Fungi; Basidiomycota; Ustilaginomycetes; Ustilaginales; Ustilaginaceae. The record is from RefSeq and is a predicted model, not a curated record. The transcript has a single exon. Bases 1 to 1404 code for a protein of 467 amino acids.
AUGAAGCUCAACCUGUUGACGCUCUUGCCACUAGCUGCCGCAGCCGUCCAGACGGUCAAGGCAGCUGCCACACCCCUGCGCCGCGAUGACUGGCCUCACGGUCCCUUCUCCACCGAGGGCAACCAGAUCAAGAACGCCAAUGGCGAGCCCGUUAUCCUCGUCGGAACCAACUGGCCGGGCUCAGGCGAGACCAUGAUCCCCGAAGGCAUCGAGUUCCGCUCCAUCGCCGACAUUGUCAGCAUGAUGAAGUACGUCGGCUACAACUUUGUGCGCCACACCUACCCGAUCCAGAUGGUCGACCAGAUCUACGAGAACAACGGCACCGACAUCACCGUCCAGUCCGCACUGCUGUAUGCCCUCGGCGAGGACAACGGCACCCGCAUCAUGGAGAUGAUCAACAAGAACAACCCGCAGAUCACCAACUCGACCACGCGCUUCGAGGUGCUCUCCAUGAUCGCCGAGGAGGAGAAGAAGCAGGGUAUGCUCAUGCACCUCGACAACCACAUCAGCCGAGCCAUCUGGUGCUGCAGUCACGACGAUGGCAACGCCUGGUUCGACGACGUCGAUUUCAACGUCGAAGACUGGCAUCGCGGCCACAGCUACAUGGCAAACUGGGCCAAGAAGCACUCCAACAUCGUGUCCGUGUCGUUGCGAAACGAGCUGCGCAAGUCGGCGCUCCGUCCGCUCGACUACAACUGGCAGACGUGGUGGGGCAACGUCUCGGCCGCUGCCGAGAACAUCCACGCCACCAACCCUGACCUGCUGAUCACCAUCAGCGGCCUCGACUACGACAUUGACCUAUCGGCACUCACGACGCAGGCCAACCUCCUCGAUGCCCCCUACGUCAACACCGACAUGGACAAGAUCGCCGACGCCGAGUCCAUGCCACCUCAGUACGCCGACAUCGCCAACACCAAGUUCGGCAAGGCCAACAAGGCGGUGCUCGAGCUGCACGCGUACAAGAUGUCGACCUACUACCAGGACCAUCUCGAGGACUGCGACGCCAUUCAGACCGGUCUGUACCGCUUUGGCUUCAAUGCGCUCGGCGAGUCGGCGCGUCCUGAGGCAUGCAACAACUCGACCGACUUUUCCGACCCGUACAGCUGCCCCUCGGCCAAGAUCACGCUGCCCACGCUGCUCACCGAGUUCGGCGAUGCGCAGGACUCGAGCUUUGCCAACGUCACCAUGCAGAAGUGCCUGCGCGACUUUACCACCAAGAACAAGAUCGGCUGGGCACACUGGUCGCUCGCAGGAAGCUACCGCAUCCGCCAGAACGUCGUAUUCAACAACGAUACCUGGGGCCUCACUACGCCGACUUGGAGCGGCUAUCAGAGCCAGGACACCGUGGACAACUUCUUCCGUCCGUGGAUUCAGGACAUGGGCAAGACCAACCUCGAGCUUUGA